GGAAGGAACCGGAAGUGAGGUGCGCGACGCCGUGUCAACGCUGACUUUCCGUGAAAUGAUUAUGAGGCCAAAAAAACCAGACCGACAGCAGAAAAAUAGGAUCAACGAGAUGGCGAUUUUCCCCCCGGGUUUGGUUUAGAUGCGGCCGCGUCCAAUGUGGAGAAUCCACGUCGAGGAAACGGCCUGCUCCGUGACGUCACUUGUUCCGCGUUGGCCCGGACGUGGUAGCACAGCGAGAGCCGAGAGGAUAGGAAGAAGAAGAGGAAGAGCUCCGAGUCCGAGCUUGAGUUUGCGGCCGCUUUCGGGCCCCGACGCGACAGAGGCGCUCGAUACUCGGACGACGACUCGGCCGGAGUCAACAUGGGUCUGACCAUCUCGUCGCUCUUUUCCAAGUUUUUCGGCAAGAAGCAAAUGCGAAUCCUGAUGGUGGGUCUGGACGCAGCCGGGAAAACCACCAUUUUGUACAAACUCAAGCUGGGAGAGAUCGUCACCACCAUUCCGACCAUCGGGUUCAACGUGGAGACGGUGGAGUACAAAAACAUUUGCUUCACCGUUUGGGAUGUGGGCGGCCAGGACAAGAUAAGACCUCUAUGGAGGCACUACUUCCAGAACACGCAGGGUUUAAUCUUCGUGGUGGACAGCAACGACCGAGACAGAGUGGCCGAGUCGGCGGAAGAGCUAUCCAAGAUGAUCCAAGAGGACGACCUGAAGGAGGCGGCGCUGCUGGUCUUCGCCAACAAGCAGGACCUCCCCAACGCCAUGGCCGCUAGCGAACUCGCUGACAAACUGGGCCUGAACAACCUGCGCGGCCGCACCUGGCACAUGCAGGCCACCUGCGCCACUCAGGGGACCGGCCUGUACGAGGGCCUCGACUGGCUGUCCAACGAGCUGGCCAAGCACUAGACGGAAAGCGGCGGCGGCGGCGGCGAAUCGCGGGACUCAUCUUCUUCUUUUUUUAAGUUAUAAACACACCGACCGGCAGGAGGCGACUCAUCUGAGCGACGAUCUCCCUUUCUUGUCUUUGUUUUCCUACGCAUGUUGCGAGCGGGAGUCGUGCGCACGGAAGCGAGGAGUUGGCGGGGCGGGACUCCUGUGAAGAGCGGCCCUCCGUGCAAUAAAGGUGUCCUCUUUGGGACGACGGGCUCUCGUGAGCGCCUGACAAUUAUUUGACGCUUCCCGACAAAAACACACACGUGACUUUGUUUCAGAUCAUUCUUUUAAUUAUUAUUUGGACGGGGCAAAAACCCUUGGCCCCGACAAGCAAAGCGGGACCGAGCCCACGCAAAAGCGCUUCUGCGGCCGGCCGACGUCUCCCUAAAUACCGAUUGGCUCGUGCCGGUCGUUCUGACGUUUGACCACAAAGACUUUCUGUCCAGAAACGGUCACGGUGAGAACAAAGUCCUCCAGUAUGACUUUGGGGAGAAAAGAAAAGGGAGGGGGCGGGUUAGUCGAGGACGGAUCGACGACGGCGGCGGACCCUUACCCGACAAGCGUUUGAAGGGCACGUCGGCCGACCCCGCCAACCGGAAGCGACUGGCCGUGCGAACCAUCUGCAUCAUCGCGCCGGCCGUGCGCUCGUCGUUUUCCAGCUCGCCCGAAGACUUGCGACACGACAAACACGUGUCGGUACGUUGUUCUGCCAAAAUGUCCUACCCCUGCCAAACGUCCUACCGGAGGCAAAUUUGACUCCCGAAGUACGACCGUGCGCUUUUGGCUCGUUUCGGUUUCGAUGCGUGCGCGUACUUGUAAUUUGCCCUGAGAAAAUCCUGAUUUUUCUGUCAUACCAAAUAAGGGUGUUUGAAGUACACUAGGUGGUCAGCAGAUACAGUGCCCUCUGUAAUGAUUGGAUUUAUAAUAAUUGUGGUUUUUAGCUUCUCAUAAUUGUUUUUUCGAAAUAAUAUGGGACCUCACUGGGGAAAA
Corythoichthys intestinalis (scribbled pipefish) is the source of this 1920-nucleotide messenger RNA. RefSeq names its product ADP-ribosylation factor 4. NCBI's taxonomy places the organism in Eukaryota, Metazoa, Chordata, Actinopteri, Syngnathiformes, Syngnathidae. Bases 361 to 903 code for a protein of 180 amino acids. Gene Ontology annotation, cellular component: cytoplasm; plasma membrane. Gene Ontology annotation, molecular function: GTP binding; GTPase activity. The record is from RefSeq and is a predicted model, not a curated record. The transcript is spliced from 6 exons. Gene Ontology annotation, biological process: intracellular protein transport; vesicle-mediated transport.